This is a messenger RNA of Adelges cooleyi (spruce gall adelgid), 1646 nucleotides long. Its product is annotated as solute carrier family 35 member F6-like. Gene Ontology annotation, cellular component: Golgi membrane; intracellular membrane-bounded organelle. Gene Ontology annotation, molecular function: pyrimidine nucleotide-sugar transmembrane transporter activity. NCBI's taxonomy places the organism in Eukaryota, Metazoa, Arthropoda, Insecta, Hemiptera, Adelgidae. The transcript has 9 exons. Bases 248 to 1354 code for a protein of 368 amino acids. The record is from RefSeq and is a predicted model, not a curated record. Gene Ontology annotation, biological process: pyrimidine nucleotide-sugar transmembrane transport.
CAUUUUGUCAUUGGCAUAUUUUAUUGUAUUAGUGUGACUUGUCAUAUUAUUUUUGAUCCUGUUUACUCACGCCCGAUCUUAUUAUUUAUUUGAUUUUGUGUAAAUAUAAAAAAAAAAAACGAAAAUCCUAAUAAUUUUGUUUAAUUAAUAAUUAAUACCGACUAUAUCAAGUUUCGUUUCGAUUUGGUGUCCCCCCUCCCCCAAAUCGUUUUCCAUCGCUCUUGGUUUACAAUCAAGAGAUCGCAUCAUGUAUACGACGUACCAGGUAAUGCUGGCCAUCGGAAUGGUCAUUACCGGAUCCAUCAACACGCUGAGCGUCAAAUGGGCAGAUACUAUUGAAGCGAACGGUACAGAUGGAAAGUCUCGACCUUUUGACCAUCCCUUUGUACAAUCUUUAAGCAUGUUUCUUGGGGAAUUCUUGUGUUUGUUGUUUUUUAAACUUGCUUACAGAUACCAUGUUAGGAGACAGCUACCAAUUGAGGAUAGCGCAUUAGUAAAAGGAAACCAACAGUUCAGUCCAUUUAUAUUUUUCAUUCCGGCCAUGUGCGACAUGGUUGCUACUACUGUUAUGUACAUUGGUCUUAACUUGACCUACGCAUCUAGUUUUCAAAUGUUACGAGGCGCUGUUAUAAUAUUCACUGCUAUAUUUUCCAAACUAUUUGUAAAUCGAAAAGUUUCUCUCCGACAUUGGUUGGGUAUAUUUACAAUAAUGGUUGGACUGGCUACUGUUGGUGCGUCAGAUUUCUUAACAACUAAAGACACAAAUAAGAACAAUUACACUACAGGCGGAAUUAUUACUGGUGAUUUGUUAAUAUUGGCCGCACAAAUAAUAACCGCCAUCCAAAUGGUGUAUGAAGAAAAAUAUGUGGUUUCUAAUGACAUUCCGCCAUUACAAGCUGUUGGUUGGGAAGGCGUCUUUGGUUUUUUGAUGAUGAGUGUACUCUUGGUGCCUUUCUAUUUCAUUAUAGUUGGUGCACCGAUAGCAAAUAACUCUCGAGGAUCGAUUGAAGAUUUUCCAGAGGCUAUUGUACAAAUCAUGAACAACAAAGUUAUAUUAUUAGCAUUGAUUGGUAACAUCUUUAGUAUUGCUUAUUUCAACUUUGCCGGUAUCAGUGUUGCCAAAGAAAUAUCAGCGACCACUCGAAUGGUUUUGGACUCGGUCCGUACGUUUUUCAUCUGGACUUUCUCGUUGGCAGUGGGAUGGCAAGCGUUUCAUUAUCUCCAGCCUGUCGGAUUUUUAUUGCUCCUCAUCGGUAUGUGUAUCUACAACAACAUGUUUGAAGCCCUAAUAAGAAGAUCAAGAACCGUCGUCGCCUAUCCUACGGACGAACCUAUCAUUAGCGCACAAGCGUAAUUUUAUCAUUGAAUCUCAACGUUUUAAUUCUAAAGGAGUUCAGACAGCAGUCUUCUCUAGACGACUUUGCUUUGUUUAACUUCUAAAAAGUGUCAAUUAAUCAAAUAAUAAGUAACUUUAUCUUUGGGAUUAAUUUGUAAGUUGUGGGUUAAAAUAUAUAUAUAUUUAAAGUUUUUCAAUACGUAUAAAAAAAAAUAUAUUCAAAAGAAAACACAAUAUUUAUUUUUUGAAAAAAAUAAUCUCUUAAUAAUUUUAGUUUUUGACGCCAUACACUGUAAUAUUGAAUUGUAAA